This is a messenger RNA of Panicum hallii, 1242 nucleotides long. RefSeq lists its product as uncharacterized. The record is from RefSeq and is a predicted model, not a curated record. NCBI's taxonomy places the organism in Eukaryota, Viridiplantae, Streptophyta, Magnoliopsida, Poales, Poaceae. The transcript has 2 exons. Bases 262 to 714 code for a protein of 150 amino acids.
UCUGAGCUUCUUGCUCCAAUCCACUCAUAGCCAUUGCUCUCCUCACUAAUCACGUACAAGUACACCCACUGGCCAGCGACUACACGCGCUGAGCUUGCUCCACUCACUCACAAGCCAGAGUGUCCUCGCUAGCUCCUCUCUUCUUGAUCUCCAAGCUUGAGUGCUGCUUGACUCGGGCACAAGAGCUCUCCAAGAGCUAUAGGCAGGGGCCGGUGAUAGGGAGAAGGGACAACCAGCUAGAGCGCGCGCGCGUGGCGAUGCAUGGCAUGUGCUAACAUGUACAACCCGGAGCACCACCAGCACCAGCCGGCGCCCUUCAUGGCGCCGCGGAUGUCCUUCUCCAGUGACUUCGCGGUGGAGCCGCCGCCCCCGGCCGCGGCCCGCGGCGGCGCGGCGGCGCCGGGGGACACCGACUUCGAGUUCUCCGUCGGCAGCCACCCGAUGAUGGCCGCCGACCAGCUCUUCUCCAAGGGCCGCCUCCUGCCGCUCCGGGAGGCCCCGCACGGCGGCGCCGGCGGCCGGCCCGUCACGCUGCGCGACGAGCUGCGCGCCGACGAGCGCCACGGCCGCCUGCCCCGCGCGCCCAACAUCCGGUGGAAGGAGCUGCUCGGGCUCAGGAAGGCGCCCAAGAAGCAGGCCGCCGCCGAAGCCGCCGCCGGCACGUCCACCGAUGCCCAUACGGAUCUUGGAGGCCAGGGAGGCACGAGAGACUGAAGCGAAUCGUGAGUGGCAAAGUAUUAUGGAUGGUGGUUAUUGGGUGGUGAUGUGUGCCUUUCAGCUAGCUGCUCGAUCAUCAUCCGCUUGCUGAUGGUGGUUUGGCAAUCGAGCUAUCUAUCUGCUAUCUAACUCGAUCAUGUCAGUGCUUAACCGGCCGGAGAUGAAUGAAGAGUGGAGAAGACGACGUCCGGAGGCACACACCAACGGGCAUAUAUUUCCUCGUCACCUCUUUGCUCCUGCUGAUUCAAUUCUCCUCCUCUUUGGUAUUAUCCUGGGUGUAAAAGGGAAUUUUUGAUCAUUUGUUUCCUGGUACGUAGUAGUCAGUAAUUGGUUCGUCGGGAUGCUAGCUUGAAUUGAAUUUGUAAUGGUCGCUGUGUAGUGCAGUAGCAGCAGCAGCAGUCGUAGAGAGUCAGAUUAACUCCCGCUAGCUAGCUGUGCCUGUCAUCAUCUCUGAUGUUUUGAAAGGGCCAGUUAAAUGUACUAGUAUUUUUUUUGCCCCACCACAUGGCGCGUGUGGUCCCUGUA